AUGGCACCCACCCAAAUUCUCCUAACCCUCGCCCUCGCCAUCCUCUCCCCCCUGACAACGGCAACGCCAACCCCGCCAGCCCAAGAUCCAUCCCUGGCCCAGUUCGAAGAGCACUUCGUCAACUCGCUCCCCUAUACGUCCGACAACGCAACCACGCUCCGGCUGGUGGGCUUCAAGCGCAUGGCGCUGCCGGCGGCCGACGUGGCGGCCUUUGAGGAGGCGUGGAACGCGCCGCCGUCCGAGUGGCGGCGGCGGCGGGACGGGGGCUCCGCGGCAGGUCGCCAUGAGCAACACUUUUGGUACGACCGCGCCAGGAGGGAGGUCAGGGUGUACUUUCCCGUCGAGGGCGCGCUGCUGAGGAGGAGCGCUGUCGAAGAGGGCGGGAACGUGUUUGUCGAGGCCGACGGGCUGGGGCAGGUGGUGGGUGUCGGGGAGGUGGUGAAGAGGGAUGUCGAUGGCGAGGGGAGGGCGAGGGCUGUGGUUGGUAGGAGGGCGACGGAUCAGGUGUCGGGUGUUGAGGGGAAUGUCAUUCGUGACGGGAUCAUCUACCUCGAAACCCCAGCCCUGCCAGUACGGCACCUGGACGGCCGCACGACCAUCUACGACUUUGGCGUCAAGUCGCUGGACCACGACAGCCACAGCCACGACCACGACCACGACCACGAGGUCGAGGCAGAUCAGGGCCAGGGCGGUGCCAACCUCGCCAAGCGUGCCGAGGGGAAAAAGGGCUGCCUCGAGAACCACAAGGGCAAGAACUGCAGCAAGGCCUACGGCAUCAACCAGGGCCGGUGCCCGAUGAACCCCGACACGUGCAUGGACUACAACGGCUGGAAGACGGACUGCAAAAAGGGCACCACGACCAAGUUUGGAAUCCCGACGCUGAGCAAGGCCGUCAAGUUCCUGGGCAGCGACUGCUCUGUGAGCAUGGCGAGGGGACAUUGCUGGAAUGAGGUCAUGUGA
Messenger RNA from Pyricularia oryzae 70-15, 960 nucleotides. RefSeq lists its product as uncharacterized. The record is from RefSeq and is a predicted model, not a curated record. Bases 1 to 960 code for a protein of 319 amino acids. The transcript has 2 exons. NCBI's taxonomy places the organism in Eukaryota, Fungi, Ascomycota, Sordariomycetes, Magnaporthales, Pyriculariaceae.